Messenger RNA from Pangasianodon hypophthalmus (striped catfish), 1135 nucleotides. RefSeq names its product myosin, light chain 9a, regulatory (gene myl9a). The transcript is spliced from 4 exons. The record is from RefSeq and is a predicted model, not a curated record. Gene Ontology annotation, cellular component: cytoplasm; myofibril; stress fiber. Bases 175 to 699 code for a protein of 174 amino acids. NCBI's taxonomy places the organism in Eukaryota, Metazoa, Chordata, Actinopteri, Siluriformes, Pangasiidae. Gene Ontology annotation, molecular function: calcium ion binding. Gene Ontology annotation, biological process: platelet aggregation; myofibril assembly.
UGGCUGCCUGAGGCACGAUGUUGACCUUAUUGGCUGAGUCACGAACGGGGAGGUGUGGUGAAAACGCUGAAACGUUAAACAAACGGCCCAUGCUGUGGGAGAAGCAGGAGCGAGACCGAGGCUCACGCUGAACCUGCUGCCACUCAACACCGAGGUCAAAACUCUUCAGCCAAAAUGUCUGCUGCCAAGCGUGCCAAGGGGAAGACGACGAAGAAGCGCCCCCAGAGGGCGACUUCCAACGUCUUUGCCAUGUUCGACCAGUCCCAGAUCCAAGAGUUCAAAGAGGCAUUCAACAUGAUCGACCAGAACCGUGAUGGCUUCAUUGAUAAGGAGGAUCUUCACGACAUGCUCGCUUCUCUUGGAAAGAACCCCUCAGAUGAGUACUUGGAGGGCAUGAUGAGCGAGGCUCCAGGUCCGAUCAACUUCACCAUGUUCCUCACCAUGUUUGGAGAGCGACUCAAUGGCACUGAUCCCGAGGACGUCAUAAGGAACGCCUUCACCUGCUUCGAUGAGGAUGGCUCAGGCUUUAUCCAUGAGGACCAUCUUCGCGAGCUCCUGACCACCAUGGGCGACCGUUUCACAGACGAGGAGGUUGACGAGCUUUUCCGCGAGGCACCGAUUGACAAAAAAGGAAACUUCAAUUACACAGAGUUCACUCGCAUCCUCAAACAUGGUGCCAAAGACAAGGAUGACAUAUAAAAAAAAACCAGGAAACAAGAUUUAUUGAGCAUUCAUCUGAAAUCAGGACUAUUCUCAAAAUGCUGAUUAUAUGCUGAUGACCUUACUGUGUCUGAAUAAGUACUCUGGGGAUUCUUUUGCACACAUGGAUUAAGCCUAAUGCUGGACUAGAGAGACAUUUACAUAGAAGAAUCUUAUUCACAACAUCAUUUAGUCUAUUUAGUCAGGCUUAAUGUCUGUCUGCAAAACCAUCCCCUGACCAGCUUCAUUUCAUCAUUUUUACUGUAUAUCGAUAUCAUUAUGUGCCUAAAGGCAAAAAUUGAUCCACCAACAGCUGUGGAAUAAGUAUUGUUUUAAAUUUGGCCAUGAAACCAAUCUCUUUCUAAGUCUCUCUCUUUGUUGAACAGCAUAACAAAGAUUAAUGCCGAAUAAAAUAACAUUGUUUUGGUUUCCACAA